AUGCCUGCCAAGGUCGCUGUGGUUGGUGCCGGUGUUAUUGGCCUCAGUGCCGCCCUCCGCCUCCUCGAAGAGCACCCCGACGGCUCCAUCGAGGUCACCAUUGUCGCCCGCGAUUUCCCCGCGCCGGCCGAGACGUUCUUCCUCGACCCGGCGGCCCACAUCAACUACACGUCGCCCUGGGCCGGCGCCCACAACCGCUGGGUGCUCUGGGUCGCUGACGGGUCGGAGGCGGCAGCGGCGGCCGAGCGCGACCAUGGGUUCGCCCUGGCCACGUUCCGCCACAUGCAGAGUAUCGUGGCCAGGUUCCCCGAGGCCGGCGUGACGUUCGUGCCGGCCAUUGAGUACCUGGAGACGCCCGGACCCGAGUACACGCAGCUGGCCGACGAGGCCCUCCAGAAGCAGCUGGGCCUGCACGACGCCGACCUCGACCUCGGAUUCCGCGUGUUGAGCAAGGACGGCGCCAGCAGUGGUGGCAAGGCGGACAGCGCGGCCGACGCGCCGUUCCCGGCGGGCGUCACCUGGGGCUGCACCUACCGCACAUGGUGCGUCAACCCCAUGGUGUACUGCAGCUUCCUGCUGCGGCGCUUUGUCGCGGCCGGCGGGAAAGUCGCCCGGCGGGACCUGCGCACACCGCACGAGCUGUUUGCGCCGCCCCCCGCCGCCGCUGCUACUGCUGCCGGCACACCACUACCACCACCACCACCACUACCGGACAAGACGCUGGGGGCGCCUGCGGGCGGGUUUGAUCUGGUCGUCAACUGCUCCGGCAACGGCUUCGGCGACGACCCGCACAUGUUCAUCACGCGCGGCCAGACGUGCCUCGUGCGCAACGCCUGCGAUGCAACCGUGACGCGCCAAAACGCCGACGGCUCCUGGACGUUCUCGGUGCCGCGCAACUUUGACGGCGGCACUAUCAUUGGCGGCACCAAGGAGCCCGGCAACUGGGAUGCGUCGCCGUCGCUGGCGAACCGAGAGAAGCUGCUGGCCAACUUUGCGGCGACGUACCCCAAGGUGCUGGAGGGCAGCAAGCGCGGGCGGUUUGAGGUGCUGGCGGACGUGGUGGGACGGCGGCCGACGCGGCGGGGGGGGAUGCGGUUGGAAGCGGAGGAGGUGGCGGCGGCGUCGUCCGGCAGGGCAAAGAAGCAUGUCAUUGUGCACGCGUACGGCGUCGGCGGCCGCGGCUACGAGAUCUCAUGGGGCGUGGCCGGUGCCGUGGCCGAACUGGUGAAAAAGAACCUGUAG
Messenger RNA from Sporothrix brasiliensis 5110, 1242 nucleotides. Its product is annotated as FAD dependent oxidoreductase superfamily. NCBI's taxonomy places the organism in Eukaryota, Fungi, Ascomycota, Sordariomycetes, Ophiostomatales, Ophiostomataceae. The transcript is spliced from 2 exons. The record is from RefSeq and is a predicted model, not a curated record. Gene Ontology annotation, molecular function: D-amino-acid oxidase activity; FAD binding. Bases 1 to 1242 code for a protein of 413 amino acids.